This is a messenger RNA of Dinoponera quadriceps, 1828 nucleotides long. RefSeq names its product dnaJ homolog subfamily B member 11 (gene shv). NCBI's taxonomy places the organism in Eukaryota, Metazoa, Arthropoda, Insecta, Hymenoptera, Formicidae. Gene Ontology annotation, biological process: protein maturation; protein folding. Gene Ontology annotation, molecular function: misfolded protein binding. Gene Ontology annotation, cellular component: endoplasmic reticulum. The coding region runs from base 7 to 1122 and encodes 371 amino acids. The transcript is spliced from 5 exons. The record is from RefSeq and is a predicted model, not a curated record.
GCUCCGAUGGUGUGCUCAGAUGUUUGUGUAACGUCUGCUAGGAUGGAAGGUUUAAAGUUAAAUUGGCUGUUAUUUAUAAAUUUAUCAACAUGUAUUGUAUUGUCGAUAGCUGGGAGAGAUUUUUACAACAUCUUAGGUUUAUCACGUAGUGCCAGCACACACGCGAUAAAAAAGGCUUAUAGGCAAUUAGCGAAAGAAUUGCAUCCCGAUAAAAAUAAGGAUGAUCCAGAUGCCUCUCGAAAAUUUCAAGACUUGGGAGCAGCCUACGAAGUACUGUCAGAUUCUGAAAAGAGAGAAAUGUAUGAUCGGUGUGGAGAGGAAUGUUUGAAAAGGGAUGGCAUGAUGAACAAUAAUGUCGAUCCAUUCGCAAGUUUCUUUGGUGACUUUAGUUUCCACUUUGGUGGAGAAUCUCACCAUCAACAUGAAACUCCUAGAGGUGCGAAUACUGUAAUGGACUUACCUGUCACCUUAGAAGAAUUGUACAGUGGAAAUUUUAUUGAGAUUACCAGAAAUAAGCUAGUUGUGAAAGCAGCGAAAGGGACAAGAAAAUGCAAUUGUAGGCAAGAAUUAGUCACUCGCAAUUUAGGAAAUGGAAGAUUCCAGAUGAUGCAGCAGUCGGUGUGCUCGGAAUGUCCAAAUGUCAAAUUAGUGAAUGAGGAUCGCGUGCUGGAGGUAGAAAUUGAACCAGGCAUGGUAGAUGGCCAAGAAACCAAAUUUACAGCGGAAGGAGAGCCUCACAUCGACGGAGAGCCGGGCGAUUUGAUAUUAAAGAUACGUACUCUACCUCAUGCUGUUUUUGAAAGAAGAGGCGACGAUUUAUACACAAAUAUUACUAUUUCCUUGCAAGACGCGCUGCUAGGUUUUUCUGUGGACAUCAAACAUCUGGACGGCCAUGUAGUAACUAUUCAAAGAGACAAGAUCACUAAACAUGGCGCUCGUAUACGGAAAAAGGGCGAAGGGAUGCCUAAUUAUGAUAAUAACAAUCUCCACGGUACUUUGUUCGUUUCUUUCGAUGUUGCAUUCCCCGAUAACGAAUUUACGGACGAAGAAAAGGAAGACAUAAAGAAAUUGCUGCAUCAAAGUCCAGUAAAUCGAGUAUACAACGGCAUAGGAGGCAAAUGAAUGUCUGUUUGUGAAUAUUUAUAAGUUCAGUAUAUAUGUACAAAGUGAGACGAUGUAAAGCGAAUGAUGCUUCGAUUGGGAUGAGUAUGUCUUGACAUUGUAUGUUUGUAUUAUGCGUGAGAUACUCUUGCUUCCUCACUCGAAAAUACCAUUGGUUUGGUAAACGAAACGAUUAAUUGAAUUGAUAGCCGAGUAUAGUAUGUGUGAUCCCACAUAAAUUUUAUCACGCGUAUACAUACAUGUUCCAGCUACGAAAGACUGGUUGAAUCUGGUUCAUGUUGCCAAUCGCGUGAAUCAUCAUUGACAAUGAUUAAGGAGUUUAUUUAAAUUCCUAAUUUAUUUCAUUUCGUUCGGAUAUCAUGAGUACCGGUGUAUGGAAGAAAGAGAUUCAGUAUGAAUGCGGAUACAUUUUUGCAUUUAAUAUUGUGCAACAAGAGAGUGAUGUGUGCAAUACUUACGAUCAUACAUUUUACAUCUUGAGAUCCUACGAUCUUCUGUCCUUAUACUAUUAUAGUAACGCAAUUAUGAUCGUAUAUUGACUCAUGAUCACAUAAAGAAGCUCUCUUGUGGCUGAAGCCACCAAGUGGUCCUGAACGUCUAAGCAUCAAUAAGUGCAUAAUAUAUAGUGCAUAAUAUAAGUGCAUAAUAUCGUAAUAAAAUUCAUAAUUAUGCGAUAUAUUUGUAGCCAAUUUUUUAAUUCAAAUAU